GAGGUGACGAGGAGAGGGAAAUGGAUACCACACCGCCACCCCCUGUCUUGUUCCCUCUCUUCCUCUUCUCGCUUCUUGUGCUCCCGGCUCACGAGUGUGAAAUUAUUGCACACCACCGCACCGCAUUAGCUUCGACAUCAGGCGAAGCGGUGCUCCGGUGCCGUGUUCGCGGGGGAGGUCCAGAGAACAAUAAAGAGAGAAGGGGGAGGUGAGCUGAGGCAUGGGGAUGGACGGCGGCGGGAAGCUGCCGUACAGCUACGGCUGCGGCCACGACACCAAGCUGGUCAAGAGCUUCAGCCGCGUGGAGCCCCGCAAGUUCGGCAUCGGCCUCGUCGCCGGAUUCCUCCUCGUCACCUGCGCAUACUUCUCCACCGCCAAGUUCGACGCCAUCCACAUCGCCAUGAUAAAUCCCGCUGCCAAGAAUGCAAUUGGGAUGGGCUCGCGGGUGAACGCCGCCGACGUCUCCAAGCAGCAAUUAGAUUUGGGCGUGCAAGGCCAAGACGCAUUGUCGAAGGAAGGGAGCAAGGCCGAGGUACUCGAGAAAGACGGCGACAAGAUUUCCUCUUCGGGUCCAGAUUCGGGUCAAAAUGCAUCACUGGUGGGCACGAAGAAAGAUGAGACUUUUGUGGGAGAUGACGCAGGUGGCGGUGGUGUGGUUCUUCCUCCCGUGUCAUCAGAGGAAUCCACGAACAGCACGCAAGAAUCAGGUGUUCUUGAGGAUGAGGAGCUGCAGGUGCAGGAUGCUGUUGCCAAUCCUCGCAAGAACUCCAGCAGCAGCAAUGGCAGCUCCCUUUCCGUGGUUCCAUCUGAUCCUGCUACUCUCCCUACUCCUGUUCAGCAGAUUCCUCCUGCUAGUACAGAGGUCAAGGGUCCUGCUGGUCAACAGAUUCCAUCAAUUCCAGAGGUUAAGCAAGCAGAUUCGGAGACGCCGGCGCGGGAGUGGAAGCCACUGUGCGACCUCACGUCGAACCGCCGCAUCGACUGGUGCAAGCUCGACGGCGACGUCCGCGUGCUCGGCGCCAACGCCAGCGUCACCCUGGUGGCGUCCCCCGGCGCGAACUCCCGCACCUUCCGCGAGGAGUCAUGGCGAAUCAAGCCGUACCCGCGCAAGGCCGACCCGAACGCGAUGCGCCACGUCCGUGUGCUGACGGUGCAGUCGGUGGCGGGGGAGGCGCCGGCGUGCACGGACCGGCACGACGUGCCGGCGCUGGUGUUCUCGGACCGCGGGUACACGGGCAACUACUUCCACGCGUACACGGACGUGAUCCUGCCGCUGUUCCUGACGGCGCGGCAGUACGCGGGCGAGGUGCGGCUGCUGGUGACGGACUUCCAGAUGUGGUGGCUGGGCAAGUUCCUGCCGGUGUUGAAGAGCAUCUCCAACUACGAGCUGAUCGACCUGGACAGCGACCCGCGCGUGCACUGCUUCCGGCACGUCCAGGUCGGGCUGACCAGCCACGACGACUUCAGCAUCGACCCGCGCCGCGCGCCCAACGGCUACUCCAUGCUCGACUUCACCAAGUUCAUGCGCACCACCUACGGGCUGCCGCGCGACGUCGCCGUGCCCGCGGCUGGCAAGCGGCCCAGGCUGCUGGUGAUCGCGCGCGCGCGCACGCGGCGGUUCGUGAACACGGAGGAGAUCGUGCGCGGCGCGGAGAAGGUCGGGUUCGAGGUGGUGGUGUCGGAGGGGCAGCACGAGGUGGCGCCGUUCGCGGAGCUGGCCAACACGUGCGACGCCAUGGUGGGCGUGCACGGGGCCGGGCUGACGAACAUGGUGUUCCUGCCGACGGGCGGGGUGGUGAUCCAGGUGGUGCCGCUGGGCGGGCUGGAGUUCGUGGCGGGGUACUUCCGCAGGCCGUCCAGGGACAUGGGGCUGCGGUACCUGGAGUACCGCAUCACGCCGGAGGAGAGCACGCUGAUCGAGCAGUACCCGCGCGACCACCCGAUCUUCACCGACCCCGACGGUGUCAAGAGCAAGGGCUGGGACUCGCUCAAGGAGGCCUACCUCGACAAGCAGGACGUCCGGCUCGACAUGAAGAGGUUCCGGCCGACGCUCAAGAAGGCGAUCGCACACCUCAGGGCCAAGGCCAACAGCAGCAACAACUGAUCAAUUGAUCAUCGCUCAUCACCAUGGAUGUAUUCAUCCUCCUCCUCCCUCUCUCUCUCUCGUUCAUUCUUUCUUUCUUUGGAUUAUGUCAGUGUAUGUAGCAAGCAGAUCGACCAAAUGUAUGAUAUGUCAGGAAGAAGCUAGAGCAGCAUAUAUACAAAUUCUCUUUCAGUUUUC
This is a messenger RNA of Phragmites australis (common reed), 2281 nucleotides long. RefSeq names its product beta-1,2-xylosyltransferase XYXT1-like. Bases 221 to 2104 code for a protein of 627 amino acids. The transcript has 6 exons. NCBI's taxonomy places the organism in Eukaryota, Viridiplantae, Streptophyta, Magnoliopsida, Poales, Poaceae. Gene Ontology annotation, molecular function: glycosyltransferase activity. The record is from RefSeq and is a predicted model, not a curated record.